Messenger RNA from Diceros bicornis minor, 2088 nucleotides. It is a transcript of the gene GTF2H2, whose product is annotated as general transcription factor IIH subunit 2. Bases 591 to 1778 code for a protein of 395 amino acids. Gene Ontology annotation, cellular component: transcription factor TFIIH holo complex; transcription factor TFIIH core complex. Gene Ontology annotation, molecular function: zinc ion binding. The transcript has 16 exons. Gene Ontology annotation, biological process: DNA-templated transcription; regulation of transcription by RNA polymerase II; nucleotide-excision repair. The record is from RefSeq and is a predicted model, not a curated record. NCBI's taxonomy places the organism in Eukaryota, Metazoa, Chordata, Mammalia, Perissodactyla, Rhinocerotidae.
GGCGUCGUCCGCGGGGGCGGGGCCCCCCCAGGCCCGACCCUGGGCCCUGCAGAAGUACCCGGAAACGCGGGGCGGAGGCGAGCAGCGAGCAGCCGGGCCCCUCCCUCCCGGGGUCCAGAUGCGCCUUUGCUCGCUGCCUCGCUGAAUGCCGCAGGGUCUUCAUCUGGUCACGGUGCGGGUUUAAUAUCGGGUCCCUUUUAUGAAGUAUGAGCCAUAAGCAUUUACCCUUUAAAAACACCAUUUUGAGACGUUGACUGAGAACACGCACCGGGGCGGAGGGUGGUGCGGCCGUCUCCGCGCGGCGGGGCCCGGCGGCCGCCGUCCGGGGCUGUGGCGACUCUCGUCCCCGCCGCGCGUCCCCACCCCCGCGAUUCCGAGGUCCUGGCCCGCGACGCGCCCACGGUGCACGCUUCUUAAAAGCUGUGAAAAGAUGCGUGUUUCUCUUGGUGCCACGUGCAUGCACGAAUGCUCAGUCUUUCUCUGGGAUGGAGCUCCAUGAGGAUCUUGUAAAGUAUUUUCAUCCAACAACAAUUACUGGAUAAACUGCAAGGAGUAAGGACGUUGAAUAAUAUAAUACAUUUAAGAGAAAAAUGGAUGAAGAACCUGAAAGAACUAAGCGAUGGGAAGGAGGCUAUGAAAGAACUUGGGAGAUUCUUAAAGAAGAUGAAUCAGGAUCACUUAAAGCUACAAUAGAAGACAUUCUUUUCAAAGCAAAGAGAAAAAGAGUGUUUGAGCACCAUGGACAAGUUCGUCUUGGAAUGAUGCGCCAUCUUUACGUGGUAGUAGAUGGAUCGAGAACAAUGGAAGACCAGGAUUUAAAGCCAAAUAGACUGACAUGUACUUUAAAGCUGUUGGAAUACUUCGUAGAGGAAUAUUUUGAUCAAAAUCCUAUUAGUCAGAUUGGAAUAAUUGUAACAAAGAGUAAAAGAGCUGAAAAACUGACGGAACUCUCAGGAAACCCGAGGAAACACAUAACAUCUUUGAAGAAAGCUGUGGAUAUGACGUGCCAUGGAGAACCGUCUCUGUAUAACUCCUUGAGCAUGGCUCUGCAGACUCUCAAACACAUGCCCGGCCACACGAGUAGAGAAGUCCUGAUCAUCUUUAGCAGCCUCACGACUUGUGACCCAUCUAAUAUCUAUGACCUCAUCAAGACCCUAAAGGCAGCUAAAAUUAGAGUGUCUGUUAUUGGAUUGUCUGCAGAGGUUCGGGUUUGCACUGUACUUGCUCGAGAAACUGGUGGCACAUACCACGUUAUUUUAGAUGAAAGCCAUUACAAAGAAUUGCUAACGCAUCAUGUUAGUCCCCCUCCGGCUAGCUCAAAUUCUGAAUGCUCUCUUAUUCGUAUGGGAUUUCCUCAGCAUACAAUUGCUUCUCUGUCUGAUCAAGAUGCAAAACCUUCUUUCAGCAUGGCGCACCUGGAUAGCAGCACCGAGCCAGGACUCACAUUAGGAGGCUAUUUCUGCCCCCAGUGUCGGGCGAAGUACUGUGAGCUUCCCGUGGAGUGUAAAAUCUGUGGUCUCACUUUGGUAUCUGCUCCCCAUUUGGCACGAUCUUACCAUCAUUUAUUUCCUUUGGAUGCUUUUCAAGAAAUUCCUCUAGAAGAACAUAAUGGAGAAAGAUUUUGUUAUGGAUGUCAGGGGGAAUUGAGAGACCAACAUGUCUAUGUCUGCACGACGUGCCGACACGUCUUCUGCGUGGACUGCGACGUGUUCGUCCACGACUCUUUGCAUUGCUGCCCUGGCUGCAUACACACGAUGCCAGCUCCCACAGGUGUUUGACUCCAGCAGGCGGCACACCUGUACGUGCUAAAGAGAAACUUGCAGUUGUAAAUAAAAUGUCUUGAGAAGAAGCUCCAAUUAAAACACAACAGUCUGAAAGGAAAAUCUGACUUAAGAAACUUUUUGCUAAGAAAAUGUAGUAUUUUAUUUAAAAGUUUGUGUUUUGUCACAGAAAUGCCUGGAAUUCAGUAGUAUUUCAUUCAGUUUUGUUUUCUAUUAUUUUGAGUUAUGUUUUCAAAGUUGUUAUAUGUUAUUGUAUUUAAGUUACUUAUAAUAAUUAAAUUGAUGUGAUAAUUGUUUUAUAGUUAAA